AAUCAUUGAAAAAAAGACUCUUUCUGUCGGUCUGUCUCUGUCUGGCAAUCUCUCAAUAUCAAAAUCAGCAGAUCCAUUGAGAGAGAAAAACUGAGAAUGAGGAGGCCUACGAGCAAAUUCAACCGACGCCUCCUUGGAUAAGGUUAAAGUUACUAUAUUUUAAGGUGUUGGAGAAUGAUGAAAGGAUGCAAUUUUCAUAUACUGAAAGGAACCCAUGUUUCUGUUGCUCUUCUUACUCUUGGUUUUGUAACUAUAAUGCUUUGGGCUUGGGAGAAGAAUCCUCUCCUUGCUACCCUUUUAUUAGCCCAACAAAGUUUUAGAUUCCCUUCUUCAGUUUUCUUGCUGCACUUAGAGUUUCUUGCGGAUGCACCAAAUAAUUCGUCAGUUUCCAGGAGCCCUAAAGGGCAUACAGAGGAAGUAAAUAAGUCAAUUUUGACAAAAGAAGCAGAAAGGCCAGGAGAACAUCGUAAUGCCUAUUCAUCAACAUCUAUAACCACGUUCACUUCUGAAGUUAAAGAUAAUGAUGCUGAGGAGUUAUCCUCCACAAAUGCAGAUUGCAAUUAUGCCAAGGGUAGAUGGGUUGCUGACAGCCGGCAGCCAUUUUAUUCUGGGAUUGGAUGUAAACGGUGGUUAUCAGGAAUGUGGGCUUGCAGACUUACCCAACGGACAGACUUCUCUUUUGAGGCAUAUAGAUGGCAGCCCAAGAAUUGUAAAAUAUCAGAGUUUGAGCGGUUUGCAUUCUUGAGAAGAAUGCAGGAUAAAACAAUUGCAUUUAUAGGAGACUCGUUAGGCAGGCAACAGUUCCAAUCCAUGAUGUGUAUGGCCUCAGGAGGGGAAGACAGUCCAGAAGUUGAAGAUGCUGCAAGGGAAUAUGGGCUUGUCAAACCUCAUGGAGCCAAACGUCCUGAUGGAUGGGUUUAUCGGUUCCCAAAUACAAAUACCACCAUUUUAUAUUACUGGUCAGCUAGCCUCUCUGACCUGGAGCCUAUUAACAGCAUAGACCCAGCCUCUGAUGUUGCCAUGCAUUUGGACCGUCCACCAUCUUUCCUAAGACGAUUCCUUCAUCGAUUUGAUGUAUUAGUUCUCAACACGGGUCAUCACUGGAACAGAGGGAAGCUUGCAGCAAACCGUUGGGUGAUGCAUGUGGAUGGGAAGCCCAAUGAGAAUAAAGAACUUGAAGAUAUAAGGAAUGCCAAGAAUUUCACAGUGCAUAGUGUUGUCAGGUGGCUAGAUUCACAACUUCUCUCACACCCCCGACUGAAAGCUUUCUUUAGAACAAUCUCUCCAAGGCACUUCCAUAAUGGAGAUUGGAACACUGGAGGUACUUGCAAUAAUACUGUUCCUUUAACUGGAGGCAGUGAGGUCUCGCAGGAUGAGUCUAGUGACAAAGUUGUUGAGAGUGCUGUUAGGGGUACAAAGGUAAAGAUUUUGGAUAUAACUGCUAUUUCUGAACUCAGGGAUGAAGCUCACGUGUCUGAUUCAAGCAUUAGACCAACUCAGGGUAUCAACGAUUGCUUGCAUUGGUGCCUACCCGGUGUACCAGACACAUGGAAUGAACUCCUUAUUGCACAGAUAUAGGGCCUCACAUGCAUCUGAGAAGGCAUUUUUACGAAGAUACAAUGCGCAGCUGGUAUUCAUCCCAGUUUAAAUGACCUUAAUUCUUUCAUUUCCUCCUUUUUUCCUUGAUAUAUUCUUUCUUAUUGAUCAGAGAAUAGGUGAAUCGUCUACUCAUAAUUCCUCUCUCCUUAUUUUACCUGAGAAUGUCAUUGUUGAUACCUAAAUUUUAGGAGCUAAGAUUGGUUUUAACAUAUUGCUGAGGCUGUUCCAGGUGAACUUGAUUACUAGUUGUAUCAUGUAUUUACAGUACGGAGCUAUUAAUAUGAGAGAAAGAAAAAAUCUUCUUCUCUUACUAUAUCCCAUAUUUUAACCAUUACAUUCAUUUAGGUGUCAUUUCUUGGAUUUUUUGCCUGU
This is a messenger RNA of Durio zibethinus, 1971 nucleotides long. RefSeq names its product TRICHOME BIREFRINGENCE-LIKE 14 (gene TBL14). Gene Ontology annotation, cellular component: Golgi apparatus. Gene Ontology annotation, biological process: xyloglucan metabolic process; plant-type secondary cell wall biogenesis; xylan biosynthetic process. NCBI's taxonomy places the organism in Eukaryota, Viridiplantae, Streptophyta, Magnoliopsida, Malvales, Malvaceae. The record is from RefSeq and is a predicted model, not a curated record. Gene Ontology annotation, molecular function: acetyltransferase activity.